AAAUAAAAUGGAGGAAUUAGGAAUACAUCUCUAUUUCCCGCUCUUCAACACUGACACCGAAUACUCUCCGUUGCUAAUGCUAUGGCUUCUUCUCCGACUACAAAUCAUGCCGCCGAUGAAAACGACGGUGAUAUCAGCGAAAUGGAUAGCGGAUCCAAGUCCUACUUCCAGAAAGCUGUUUGCCUUACGGAUUGGUGGCUAGUGAAAGCGGAGAACGAUUCCCGUGGGAAGAGACUCGCUGUUGGUGGUUUCACUUUACGGCAUAAUGUGAGGCAAGAGUUCUCUUCUGCACCGAUUGAGAAGGUGUAUGAUGUCUUCACGCUUGAGACAAUGGAUGGCAUAUGCAUUCUCCUCAAGGGCUUUUUAAACAAGACUCGUACAAGAGAGAAUGGAUUUCCAUCCAAGGUGUUUGACAAUUUUAUUUUGGGCUUUCCCCCUAAUUGGGAGAGCUUUGCCGUUAAAGAUUCAUGGGAAGAAUCUCCACCUAAAGUUUCAGAGAUUGCCAUUGGUCCGCAGAAGUCAUCCUCAUGCUCACAAAGUGUUUCAGAAUUUAGAAAAACGACAAGGAAGAAUAAAAAUGAUGCCAGUAGUGCAGAAACACAUGGACCAGAAUGUAAAAAGAACUUGAAAACAAAAGUUGGUUCAAAGAAGGGCAACCGAAGUGAAGAAACUGAAAAUAAGGCAUGUCGGCAAAAGAGCACGAAUAAAGCAGUCAGCAUUUCCCAAAGGUUCCGUUCUUGCUACAAUAAACAGAACCAAACUUCAGAGGGUGGUACAUUAAUUGAUCGUAAAAUUGCAAGUACAUCUGGGAGCAAGGCAAAAAGAAAAUUGUCAUAUGAAGAACCUUUAUUGGAGAAUGGAAGAGGGGGGGCUUCAGCGCAAUCUGCUGAACCGUCAACUUCCAAUGAUUUGAGAUCAGAGAUAAUUGACAACAAUCUUAGAGGAAACUCGGAAGAUGAAACUUCUAAGGGGGAGAAUCAGAAAGAUGGAGGUGUUAAUAAGGUUGUCAUACAAAAGAAUACGAGUAAAGCUGCCCAGUCAUCUGUUGACUUUGGUUGUGCACGUAGUGCAACACCGGGAAAGAACAGACAAAAUGGAGUUUCAGCUGUCACCUCUCCACAGUCUCUGAGUUAUAAAAGAUCCAGAUCAGGGAGAUUGCUUCUGCCUCCUCUCAAAUUUUGGCAGAACCAAAGAGCAAUAUAUGAUUCGGACCGUAGAGUCACUGGAAUUGUGAAAGACCCAGAUGCGACCAUCUAGAGCGAGCAAGGAAGGUAGGAAGAAUGAAAUCAUGAAUUAUGAAUGAAGCCUUCCUAUGUUUUAGGGUUUGAGAUUGAAAGAAAGGUUAAUUGACCAUGGUCCAUGGAUGUAUAGUAUAGUAGACUAGUAGUAGGUUAGAUUGUUUAGACUCAGUUACAUUAAAGAAGGUUUUAG
Messenger RNA from Ipomoea nil (Japanese morning glory), 1431 nucleotides. RefSeq lists its product as uncharacterized. The record is from RefSeq and is a predicted model, not a curated record. The transcript has 12 exons. Lineage: Eukaryota; Viridiplantae; Streptophyta; Magnoliopsida; Solanales; Convolvulaceae. Bases 82 to 1257 code for a protein of 391 amino acids.